GCUCUUGUGCACUGCACGCUGUCUUCAAAGACUAGUCAAGCCUGCCGCAGGCCGGAUUGGAACGAAUUGGAAUUUUCUCCAUUUGUAUCCCGGCAAAGCAAUGACACGACACGACACGAGCACCAAUUGCUGACUUGGUGUCGGAGGCGAGAGAAUGGCGAAGUCAAGCUUACCAUAAAUAGCAAGCAGUGACGCCCAGCCCAACGUCGAUGAAGCUCAAGACUACUUGCAGAAACCAUUUUGGACGAGAAGCGGAGUCUUUUUCCAGUUUCGCCGAUCUGCAAGAAAGUUCCUGUAGGAAACAUGGCAGCUGUGGUUGGACGGGCAUGGAGGUGGGUGCGCUCCUGGGGUAGCAGUGCCCCGUCAGACAAAACUGACGCCUGGAAGCUAAGUGACGCCGCUACGAGAGAAGACCAAAAGACUCCAGGAGAGGAUGAGUACUGGGAAGCUCAGGAGAAGUUCCAACCUGGGGAAAUUGAAGAUCUACGUGCAGGGAAACAAGAAAUGGAGACAACUGUCGAACGUGUUCCGAGAUGGUGGAAUAAAUAUCUUCCGACAUCCUUUCUACCCUGGGCGAGGAAAACACAGCCGAGUCGACUCUCGAAAAAAACCCGUCACAUCAAGAGUGGCGAUGGAGACGUUGACGGGGACUUUUCAGACUACGGAACACCUCCUCCUUCCCCGACGCCACGUUCCCAGAUAGCGUCCCCCUUUCGUCUCUUUGUGCACAGCUUGAAUGUGGAAUUGUUUCCGGAGCACUACGAGAUCUGCUUCAACUUCCUCCGCCACCUGUUUGACCUGCUCGUGGUGGGAUUCCUGUGGAUUGUGUCGCCACCCGUCAAGCUGAUCUUGGAAAUGUUGGGGAUUCAGGGACCGCUGCGGCUUUGGCUACACGGCAUGGCCAUGUUUUUUGUGUCCACGGUGGGAAUGGCCGGACUGCUUUGGGUGAUCCAGGAGCAUCUCCCAGAGUUUGCGUUCAUCUACGGCAUUGUGCAAGCAUUAGUGAUCUCUGUCAGCCUGAAAAAGAGUGUCCUCCUUGGAUUGGAAGAAGAAAAAACAGCAGUGGAGGAGGAGAGCGGGCAAUCCGAGGUGACAGAUGAAGACAAGAAAGAAAUGCUUGAUGCAAGGGACAAAAUGAAGACAAGCUAAGCUUCUUGGUGGUGAUUCGAGCUGCUACCGGACAUCAUGAUGAGGUGUUGAACAUCGACGGAGCCAGAAGAGGGGAUUUUCUCGCACCACUCUCAAGCUGUUUGGCGUCAAAUUGUUAUUGCACAUUUAUUACGGACUUGCACACAUCUUAUUCAAGUUACUCAAUGGAUCCCAUCAUCUACCACUUCGGGAGACUGUUGCAUGUUCUUGAAAUGCCCCUUCAGCCAAAGAUUUGUGGGAUUCUUUGUUUGCAGUUUUGGCUCUUUUGUGUCUGCUUUCAUUUGUGUAUACUUUUUCAUGUGUAGCAAUGAGCCUGUGUCUCUCCUUUGGCUGUAUUUUAAAAAUUACAGCAGGUUCUGUCCAAAAAAAAGGAGAUUAACAAAUAUAAUGCACAAAGGGCACCGAAGUAAGAGCCACUAUGCCAGCAUAUGGAGACAACGUUUUUUUGCAGAAAGAAGCAGAUAAGCUGAAAGUUUGUCAUGGUCUGUUUUUUUUUUUUUUUUUUUUUUAAUAAAAGCCAUGACUUGCAAAGCCAGCCAGGAAACAAAUAUAUUCUCAACACAGCAUCAUAUCAGGCAGCAACAGAUCACAUGUAUCAAUUCAAAAGCUGAGGUUUGUCAACUUUUUUUUUUUUAAACUUCAGUGGAACCCCCAAAGUCCAAUGUACUCUGUUCAGUCUCGCUUGUUGACUUCCAGGUUGUUCCCAAUUGAAACCACAAGUUCCCAUAGGAACGUAAAGAGAAUUCAAAGUGUUGCUCAUAAAACCUUGCGUUGGCAGUGUUAAAGUGACUAAAUGCCAAAAUAGUGUAAAAACUAUUUAAACCAUGUAUAACUGAAAUAAAGUAAAACUACUCAGCCUUUGGAAAUGUGUGUCACCAACCAUUUGCUGAAAAACUCACCUUCUAAGAUGCCACAAAUUGGCGCCAAAGCCCUGUCGAAAUAGGAAAGGAGUACAGUAAUUGGUCCAGGGACAUUGAAGUGAUACUUUGUAUGUAGGGGAGGAGCUAAGUUUAGCCUGGGUUGUUCGUGGAAGUUCCGAAGAGUCUUGGCUGUGUGUGCAGGUACGCAUGCACUUAGGGCGCAUUUCCAAAACUGUAAAGUUAUUUCUUUUUUUAAUGGUAAUUUUGUAAGCUUAGUUUGAAAUUUAAACUGAUUUGGCACCCUACUUCAAUAUACAUAUCAGCAAUUCUAAACAUUUCUAGGUGGGGGCUUCAAUUAGUUUUCCCCUAUUCGCGGCAGGCAAAUAUUGGGGCAUAACUAUAGUGGUGUUUUAUUGAUAUUGCCGGAGUUAAGAGUUGUGUGCCAUUAAAAAAAACAACUAUAGAUAACGCAAAAGUCUUAAGAUGCUCAAUGGGCAAAACAUUCCGGCUCCAAAUUAUUCCACCUUGAGGGCGCUCGACUUCCGAGGUUCCACUGUAGUUUUAUCAACAUUGAGCCCCUCAUUAUGACACGAAACUUCCUCUUUUGGAAUGUUUUGAGUAUGUCAUCAGGCCGACUGUGUCACUGCUUCACAAAGAUGUGUCACCACCCUUAUGUUUGGCGUCUGUUACUGUGGUUACGGAGCUCCACUUUUCAUUGUAAUGUAUCUGUUCAAAUAACAUUUAUUUUGAUUGGUUCUGCUCAGCUACUCAUAAAAAAAAAAAAAAAAAAAAAAAGGGAA
Phycodurus eques (leafy seadragon) is the source of this 2809-nucleotide messenger RNA. RefSeq names its product chromosome 20 C6orf47 homolog (gene c20h6orf47). The record is from RefSeq and is a predicted model, not a curated record. Bases 304 to 1149 code for a protein of 281 amino acids. Lineage: Eukaryota; Metazoa; Chordata; Actinopteri; Syngnathiformes; Syngnathidae. The transcript has 3 exons.